AUGCCACUUGUCAGCUCUACAACUUCGAAAGAGGAUGGCGGCACUGGCGGGAGCGCGCAUCUGAUUCACUCGAUUUGUGCAGUCGAUGAUGGUUCGCUGAUCUUUGCCAUCGCCUCCGCUGCAGGCGCCAAAUCGGCGGCACACACCUCCUUUGAUGCAGCGUUCUUCUGCUUCUGCAAGGCGGCCGGUGAUUCUGCGAAGGCAAUCCCUCGCAAGGCGCCACCUUCGCCUUGUGGUACAUCGUGCACCGGCGCCAUUCGUUAUGCUCUUUACGCACGCUCGUUGGCAGGCUCGCGUGGAGCCGACUUCUCGCCCAGCGCGCACGCAGAGUGCAGUGGGUGUCCUACGUGCUGCAGCGGGGCGGAAGCAACAGGUGGUGCCGGUGAUUCUGUGGCUCCGCCAAGCUCCAGUUUUCACUCGAGACAGUCGUGCUUACUGCUGGGGCACUCAACAGCGGCUGGGGCUGUGGCGUCACUAUUAGAGGGGUCAAGCGAUUCCUUGGCGGCCCUGCGGGCGUCGCAGUUGAUGCACCUUUUACACCGUCGCGACGCAGAUGCAAAGGCGCCUCUCGCUAACGUCGCCGCCAGUGCGCCACCGGCUUCUUCCCGGUCAUCCCCCCCACACCUUUACGACGACAUCUUGGUGGCUCUCCAUGUGGUGCGGCAGGAGGCUUGGCAGCACUCUUCAGGCGCAGGGGAUGCGCCAAUGCCGCUUGUCGUGGCUCAUGAUGCCGCGUCUGCUACCGUUAUCUGGACGGAUGUGCUGUGCUACUUCGAUUGCGGCUGCGCCGCCUUGGCGACCUUCAAGCUCACGCGCGACUCGCCACCUGCGGAGUGGUCUGUGCAGCUGGGCGGGUGCGUAUGGAUUCCGUCGGCACCGGGUCGUAGUGCCGGUGCCGUAAGGGGGUGGGCUUCUGCGUUGACAUGGGCGACCGGUGCUCCUCUCGUGAGCUCGCUCGUGCGGCCGUUGCCUCCCACCGCAUCACUCGCCACUUCUGCAGAUGCCCAUCGCGACGGCAGCAACUCGUUGCUGGAGCUGCUCGUUGUGUGGUGCAGCCCGACUGUAGCGUCUUCCUCUUCGGCCUUCUCUUCUUUCACUGGUGCUUGCCCUGUCGCGCGGUACGCCAGCCUCCGUUGCUGCAGCGGAAACCUACCGACAGCGUCGGCGAUUACGAGUGCGUGGCGGCUGCAUAAGCAAGCGAUCUUUGACAUGAGCGAACUGCUGCGCCUGGUGCUGAGGCAGUCAGUGUCGAAUGAGGGCGUACACGACUCUAUUUCCUCAUACAGCGUUCUGCCCCACGCCAGCGUGCGGGGUCUCCACUGGCUGCCUGGGACGGCCGACUUCACACAGUCGUACCCACUCCUCGCCGUGCUCUAUGCAGCUCCAACCGUUCAUUCUCGCCGCAUCGACGACCUCAGCGGUGCCCCUCCUGAGCCGUGCCUGGACUCGCUGGCUGUGUGCUACCUUAAGGAGGAUGGUCCUCACUUGAGUGCCGCCACCGUGCCCGCCGCUACCACUCCCCACAAGACCCCACCAAUGGUGAUGGGACGUCUGCUGGUUGGGCCGUGGUCUGUGCGCGGACUUGCCUUGGCCCACCCGCAGUUCCUCUUCGCCACGGCGCUCGCUGGACGGCGCUCGACACCCUCCCGUCCUCCUCCCGCCACGAAUAAGCAGUGCGUUGCGGUCCCAGCCGCCUCCGCCUCCUCGGCUGCGCAGGCGUUUCGUGCCGCGCUCCACUCCUGCGCCGAUGCGGCAACUGCGGUCCUCGGCGUCUUCCAGCGUCCGGCGCAGGAGCCCUACGCGACGAGUAGCCUUUUCCGCAGCCUGGCUGACGCCGUCGGCCGCCGCGGACACAGAGCAAGGACGUUGGCAGCCGCGCAGUUCUCUGAUAGCGAUGUAGUGCGCUUGAGAGAAGUCUCAUAUCUUCAGCGUGCGGGUACUGAGCAGAAGGGCCUCGGUGCCCUCCGCAACUCAAACGUAUUUGCGUUCGUGCUCUAUGGCUGCGACGGCGAGAUGGCGCGGUGCAUCCUGGACGGCUACAUAGAGGAUGCACAGACGACCUGGCUGGACCCACAUAUCAUGCCGGCGCACAUAGUCGGCAGCCCACGUGCAACUGGAAACCCGCGAGGACGCGGCGGUGAGGUGGAGAAGCGGGCUGUUGCGCGUGUGUGCGCUCUUCUCUCCGAGAAGGCCCCGGAACUGUCCGCACAGCGGGUGAACUGGCACAGUGCUGUGGUGAUCACCGUUCAAGCGCAGUGGACGCGAGCUCUGCCAGUGUUGACUGAACGUCGGCAUGGCAACGAGGUCCGCACCGACGGCGGCAUCGUUGCCGGUGAACACUGGAGCUUCUCUCUGCAUCUGUCACAGAGACUGCGUUCAUCAGCGGGGCCAGGUGGGUCACUGCAGCAUUCUUGGUGUGCCGCACCUCUAGCCAUGAUGGGCCGGAUCCUGUGCUGGCGGUCCGCCGCAGCGUCCGGCGAUGUUAGCUGUCUUGUGUGCGCAUACACAGCAGCACCGCACCAUGGUGACGCCACAUCCCAUGAAGUGGAUGCUCCCCCACAUACCCUUCUCGAGGGCGUCUUUGAGCUUUGGCUGAGCUCUUCCCCGAUGAACGGUGAUGGUGGUGGCUGCCCAGCGGCAGUGACACAGGCGACGGAUGCGACCUUGGGUAUGACGACGUCGCAGCAGUCGACUGCGUUAGCGAACCUUUGUCCGUGGGCGGUGGGUGGAUGCACUCGAGUCGUGCUGCCUUCCGCCUUCUCGGGUGUUCUUUACAAGGCAAGCACCGCAGAUACCCUCACCACCGCCUUCGAUUUGCUAUCGCACACGCCCACGUUUUCGGUUGCUGCAGCGAGGCUUGGGGCAACCGUGAGUGACAGUGUGGUGCCAGUUGCGCUCGCAUGGGUUGUCGGCAAAGUCCGUGAAGCCGGCGUAGACAACCUCGCUCGAACAGCUCCACCACUAUCCGCCACCGCUACAUCAUCCAGGUCAUCACUGCUGUCGUGUGUGAGGCAGCUGGAUGCAGUGGCGCUGCUACGCAGCGGUGAUGUUGUUGGUUGGGGAUGCGCCAGGCACUCCUCUGCUGCUGCGGCGGCGGCAAGGUCUUCGGGACACCUCAGUGGCGAGGGUGCGGUGCUGCACCUUGGUGCCAUUUACCGUGGUCUUGGGCACGACAUCGCCCCGCCACUGAAGCAGCUCUUUCUAGAAUUGCUGCUGAACUGUGGGGCCGGUGCCGAUGUUGUUCACAUGGAGGUGGUGACGGCGCCAGUGGAGGACAGCUCGCGACGGGUUGGUCAUCGGCAACCUAGCGCCGGCCUGUCACGGAUAGAGGCUGCCAGCAGCUCGUUAGCGAGUGCUGUGACGGAGACGGCGCCGAAGGGCACGGUUCUUCUUGUGCUGGCAGUUGGAUCGCUUGUCGGAGUUGUGGACCUUGCCGCUGGAGCGGUGGUCGUCGUACGGGACCUUCGUGCGGACUUACGCGACGCACCGGUGCGUGAGGAUGGUACGACUCAUCGUGGUGAUGCUCCAUCACCGACUACAGAUGGCGCUAUCCGAGCCACCGCAUCAGUACUGCGCCUGCAGCGACUUCCUGUGGCCACCCCAUGCGGGUGGAUGGCUGGUGGUGAUGCGGCCCAACAAGGUGCAGGCACCGCUGUCGGCACGUCCUGGUACUUUGUGUGGCGCGGUGUCAGGGAAGGGCAGCGGGACCACUCCUCGCUGACCUGUGUGCUUCGGCUUUCGUACCUAUGCUGGGCGGACGCCGUUUCGGCGCAGGUGGGUGCGGCAAGCAGCUCUGCCGCUGGCGGUGCUGCGCCUUUGGCUUCCGUCCUCGACACGGAGCCUUCGCCGUUGCCCCUGGUGACACUCCAGGUGGACGCGUGCUGGGCAGAAGAGGCCAAACUGCCGGCUCACAACAACGUUGUCUCGUCUGUCUCCACUUCUGCUAUCUCUCACCAUCUCUCACUGAGGCACGCUCCCAGCUCUGCUGCUGCGUGUGUUGGGUGGUUGUCGUGCGCCACGGCGUGCGCUGACGACGGUGUUGGUCAGGCAGCACCGCGUGCCACAGCAACAAGCAUGGGGAGUGAGGCAUCUUCAGCUGAGGCAGCCGACUAUCUGCCGUUUCUGAGCGUGUGCGAUGCCGCGCUGCUGCGAUCGCUCUGGCCAGUCCAGGCCACAGACGAGAUCAAAAUGUCGGGGAACCAAAGCUGUGCGCCUUCCUCUUUGCCAUCUGGCGCCGUCGUCCCUCGAUGUCGGCCGCCUCUGCGGCUCCUUCGUUGGGGCGGUGUCGCGCCACGGCCUUCGCCGACUUCAUCCUGUUUCCUUUACGGUCGAAUCGGCGCCACUUGUGUGAUGGAGCAGCUGGGCGGCGGCGGGGCAGCAGCCGGAUUCGGCAUGCCACUAAACAUUGUCUAUCGGUGGCUGCUUGGCGAGAGCUGCGGCACAAAUGCCGCCUUCAUGCCAUCGGAGAGGGAUGGAGACCCAGACCUGCCCCACAGACUGACGUGCCGUGAGGUCCUGUAUGUCUCCACGUUGACGCUCGACGUACGUGCGCUCGGGGAGCGUCACGACGAGCACGAGCCGGUGCCUCAUGACAGGACGGUGUUUGGCUCACCACCACCAGCGAUACCCGGAUGUGAACCAGCGUGCUCCUCUUCAGAUCCCACCUCGUGGCAGGUGCUCUUGUGCACCUUGUUGCUCCACAAUGGCGAGCAGACCUCGAAAACCAACGGCUCUACCAGAACCUUCUCCGGUGUGUCAGCCAACUUGGACGUCGGUGCGGCCGCUGCUUCUGCGACGAAGAUCGAGUGGGGGCAAAGUCAAACGGUCUCGUAUCUGCUGUGCGGUGUGCCUGUCGUGCCGCCUCAGAAGCAGUCCGGCUCUGCCGCCGCAACACACCGCUCCCCCCUCUUCACAUGGCAUUGGAUCCCGCUUUAUGUCUCCACAUCGCUCCCCGCUCCUGACAGUAGCGGUGGCGUGCAGCAGCAUCACGUCCCGCUUGCCGUCACGCGCGUUCUUCCUUCACCAAGACGUUUCUUUGCAGCAGAACUGUCGUCAACCGGUGCGGCGACUGUGAUCGCAAAGAACGUCCGCCACGCGGUGACGCCGUGCUCGUACUUCUACUGUGAAGGCACGCUGUGCAGUCCUGCUGCCGCGGCUGCGCCACAUGGCCAGCAGAGGUGCUACUGCUUGAGCGUAGAAGGCGAUCGUCUGCGGCACCUUCUCGAGCGGUCUUCUAUUGCUGCGUCGACGGAGGGCAUCGAGCAAGUGUACAUGUAUACCACCGUCAACCCCGAUCUCGUGCAAGUGGUGGGUGCAUGA
This is a messenger RNA of Leishmania mexicana MHOM/GT/2001/U1103, 5319 nucleotides long. RefSeq lists its product as hypothetical. The coding region runs from base 1 to 5319 and encodes 1772 amino acids. The record is from RefSeq and is a predicted model, not a curated record. The transcript has a single exon. Lineage: Eukaryota; Euglenozoa; Kinetoplastea; Trypanosomatida; Trypanosomatidae.